Molecule: messenger RNA, 4024 nt
Organism: Sceloporus undulatus (fence lizard)
Lineage: Eukaryota; Metazoa; Chordata; Lepidosauria; Squamata; Phrynosomatidae
Gene: ANP32E
Product: acidic nuclear phosphoprotein 32 family member E
Exons: 7
Coding region: 345-1133 (262 amino acids)
Biological process (GO): regulation of apoptotic process
Cellular component (GO): nucleus
Molecular function (GO): histone binding; phosphatase inhibitor activity
Source: RefSeq, a predicted model, not a curated record
CAUCCCUCCUCCUUUCCUCCUCUCCUGCUGCGUUCCCUCCUUCCGUGGGCGUUGAGGCGGAGCGUGUGUCGGGCCCUCCAUGCGGUGGAUGAUGGAGGCUCAGUCCGGCAGCGGCCAUUGAAGGGCACACAGCUGCGUCGUCGUCGCCUUUGGCCAAAGGAGGGGGAAGGCCUCUGGGCAAAGGAGCUUUCUUCUGCCCAUCCUUUCCAAGGCGAAAAGGGGGAGAGGGAGAGGGGGCAGUCCGCCUCUUUCCCCCUUCCUUCCUUCUUUCCUUCCUUCCCUUCCCCUCCUCCUCCUUCUCGUUCUUUUCCGCGCUCCCUUCUUCUUCUUCUUCUUUGGAGGCGAUGGAGAUGAAGAAGCGCAUCCACCUGGAGCUCAGGAACCGGGCGCCGGAGAAGGUCACGGAGCUGGUCCUGGACAACUGUCGCUCCAGCAACGGCGAAAUCGAAGGCCUGAAUGACACCUUUAAAGAGCUAGAGUUCCUCAGCAUGGCCAACGUCGAGUUGACAUCGCUGGCCAAGCUCCCGGCUUUGAAUAAACUUCGGAAGCUGGAGCUGAGCGAUAACCUAAUUUCCGGAGGCCUGGAGGUCCUGGCGGAGAGGUGUCCAAAUCUUACGUACCUAAACCUGAGCGGCAACAAAAUCAAGGACCUCAGCACUGUGGAGUCCCUUCAAAACCUUAAGAAUUUGAAGAGUCUGGAUUUGUUCAACUGCGAAAUCACAAAACCAAAAGAUUACAGAGAAAGCGUGUUUGAGUUGCUUCAGCAAAUAACGUACCUAGACGGGUUUGAUCAAGACGACAAUGAGGCCCCCGACUCAGAAGACGAAGAGGAUGAAGAUGGAGACGAAGACGAAGACGAGGAAGAUGAGGACAAAGCCGGGCCCCCGGGAGAAUAUGAAGAGAACGACGAGGAAGACGACGAUGCUUCAGACUUGGCGGAAGGGGAAGGCGAAGAGGAAGAGGAGGAGGAAGAAGUCGGACUCUCCUAUUUGAUGAAAGAGGAGAUCCAGGACGAAGAAGACGAUGAUGAUUAUGUAGAGGAGAGAGAGAACGAAGAAGAGGAAGCCGGAGGUGUCCGAGGGGAGAAGAGAAAACGUGCCGCUGAAGACGAAGGUGACGAGGAUGAUGAUUAAGUCGUAGCAAAGAGAACUAGGACCAGAUUUCAGAUUUGUUGCAAGAUAUGCAAUAGUGAUAUGCAGCCUUGUAUGUCUCCAUGUAUCAUAGGUUUCCCUACAGAAGACAUUAAUGUGUUAACUUUUUAUAGGAAGUGUGUUUUUACUCUUUCUUUGCCCUUUUUAUCAUUCCAACUAAGCAGUGAUCGCCCAUUAUCGAUAUCAUGCGCAGGUAAACACUGUUUCCAUCUCUUGUAAUCAUUGAACCAGUUGUCUCCUCACCUUCUUUCCUGGGGCCCAAGAUUUGAUUUCUUUUUCUUCCUGCUAGAUUUUCAAGUGAGCAUGCUCUUGGGCCUAGCCGCAGUUAGGCAAGAGAGACCCUAAGAAGUUUAAUUUAAACGCUCUACAAGACAGCACACUAAAAGUCAGAUACAUCGCAGUGGGAUAACAUUUUAUCAUUUCAAAAGGAUGUCUGAAGAAGGCACACAUGAGUCGCGUCCUGAAUUUCCUGUUUUGCACCCAGAGUCUCAUACUUGCGCUCAUAAUGCCACAUCUCUAGGGAACAUUGAUGCAGACCUUUAACGAACGCAUUGGGUCAGCUCUUUAUCUGAGUCUCGCUUUUUAUUCCUAAACAUUUAAAAGACAGAAAUGCCCCCUUAAAUAAAAGGCAACUGAGACAUACUUAAGUUCCUUGAUGUUCAUCCUACGCUGUUCCCUUCCUGACCAUAAUAUCCCUCAGGAAUUGUCAGAUAUUUGAGGAUUCUACCUCCUCCUUUAAUUUUCAGAACAUGAAAUGUUUUAACUUUCAUCGAGAAGACUCCUUAAUCAUGUUAAACACUAGGAAAUGAGCUUUUCCUUCGAUAUCGUUUUUCUAAAGCAAGAGUUGGCAGGUAAGUUAGACAGCGUUGGGUUUCUGACUGUUUCCGAUCCAGGUUUGGAAGCAGAUUUGGAGGGGCUCAAAGUUAUCUCUAGUCACACAAAACACAAAAAGGCUAUGGAAAGUUGGUGGGCCAACUGGCAGUUUUCAGUUGGCAAUUCUGAUUGAAUACAGAGGUCACCGGUUCUUUCCUUCAAAGUGUGGCUCUUUGCUGGAGGGCUAUUCAAACAACACUGUUUAGUGGGAUUUCUCGGUAAGUUUCAGGAACAUGUUCACGCAUCCCAGGAAUCAGGAGAAACUGACCAGUGAUGAUCAGACUUUGGUUCUCUGGCUGUUUUGGACUCCAACUCCCAUGUGCCCCAGCCAGCUUGGUGAACAGUCAGGAAUUCUGGGAGCUGAAGUCCAAAAUAUGGAGAACCAAACCAUUGGUGGUGACAAACUGGUUGCCAUUCAUCUUACUUUCCGUUAGGCAGGUUGCUUUCAAAAAGAAAAACCAAUGGAGACGCAGAGCUCUUUUCGGUCCUGGCUUAGGGCAGACGGGCUUGUAUUGUUAAAUAAGUAUUUUACCCAAAUAAUACACAGGUGUAUUCAAGAGAAGCUAUUUUUUUAUUACCUGUCCUGCCUGGGAGACGCUUGUCACUAAUUUGGGGUAAAAAUAAUAAUAAAAGGGGUAUUUUUGCAUAGAGGGAGUUGGCCUGCGAAUAUGAAUAAUCCAUUACUCGCAUUGGUAACUCUUGGUGUGUGACGUCAGGCUCCUAAUUUAGUUUUGACGGCGGCGCCACAUUUGAGAAGGAUCGGCCAAAAUCUGGUACGGUUCCCCCGUGGAUUUUCAUUCCUAGCGCAGCGCAACUGACGCAAAGGCGCUUGGAGCAGAGGGGAACGUUAAAAAGAGAGGCAAUUUAGUAGAAAUUGUGGGUAUUUUUUGGAUCAUUUUAACCUAAAAGGAUUUGGUAAAGGCUUUAUCCCAAUACUGUUCCUACCUUUGUGUAUGGAUGAUGAUUUUUUAAACUUUGUAAAAAGUUCUAGAGGUUCUGUGUUCAAAGCCGUUUGUGUCAGGUUUCUUGUGAUGGUGUUUUUUCACCCUUUAUACUUUGAUGUUCACUUUUAUAUAGUUUUAGAUAAUUAAGGGAACCUUUCCUUUACAAAGAAAAGUAUUCAAAAUGUGAUCAUAAAUGGGACUGUGCCCACAAGCCCUAUUCUUGCUUGGAUGCUUGCCAUGUGGUUGUGCAGUUGUGUUAACACUUCGGUAAAAGAGGAUUAAUUUUUCUUACCUAAAGGAAUGUUUUCCUUUUCGUCUGAUCCCUCUGAUGAAAUUUGCAAGUGAGGUAUCUUUGUGCGUGACCGACGUUUUUUUAAUGCUGAUGGAUUGAAGUGAUGACAGUUCAAUGAAUUUGCAUUCGGGCCACUUUGAAUGGCUGGAAAACAUGAGUAAAAACCAAUUGAACCCAAGCUUAUCUAUCCCAUAGCAAAUAUAUUUAAACAGCUAAGAUCUCUUGUAUAUCCUACAACAACCAGCUAAAUACAUUGCCACAGUUUGGAGUUUUUGUGAAAUCAUAAAUGUUGCUUUUUGUUUGCUUUCUUUAUUUCUAAGACGACAAAAAAAGAGCAUUAACACAGAGCCUCUGGGUGACUUUUUAACAUUUGGUGGGGUUGGUUUUCCUUCUUGUCUUUUUUGGCUUGGUGGGUUCUUUAAUAAUAAUAAAAAAUAAUAAUAUGUAAGGGUGGGUUUUAUAUUUUGUAGAGAUCUUUUUGUCCUAUUUGAAUGCUCUUUAUAUGGCGGUAUGUAUAUAUAUAGUGUGUUCGAUUCCUUUUCAAAUUCUAAAAAGGAAAAAAAAGAUACGGACUCGGAAGAACUGUUUUUUUUUUCCCUUCGAUGCAACUGUGUUUUGAAAUAAAAGCCAUGACAGUGUUAAAUAAAUAACCGAUUCCUACAGCACACUUCUGAUGGGUUUUAGUUGUUAACAGAAUGUGAGUGUUUUUUCUUCCCCCUUGUGUGGUGUAAAUUUUAAAUUAAAGAUUUUCAAUCCAAAAAAAA